Polypterus senegalus (gray bichir) is the source of this 3550-nucleotide messenger RNA. It is a transcript of the gene kptn, whose product is annotated as kaptin (actin binding protein). Gene Ontology annotation, cellular component: KICSTOR complex; lamellipodium; actin cytoskeleton. Gene Ontology annotation, molecular function: actin filament binding. The record is from RefSeq and is a predicted model, not a curated record. The transcript is spliced from 12 exons. Bases 60 to 1382 code for a protein of 440 amino acids. Gene Ontology annotation, biological process: actin filament organization; negative regulation of TORC1 signaling; cellular response to amino acid starvation. NCBI's taxonomy places the organism in Eukaryota, Metazoa, Chordata, Cladistia, Polypteriformes, Polypteridae.
UCCGGUGACAGGGAUAAUGUGCAACUGAGGGUGAAAUAGUGUUUGGGUAGGAUCUGUAAAUGGAUGGGUUAAUCGCCAGUGGCUGUCCCUUUGUGGAGGAUAGUUUUAGUCGCUUCUCAUCUCAAAGCAACGUGUAUGGUUUGUGCAAGGCGGGUGAGCAGGACCUUCUAGCUGCCACGCUCAAAGGGAAGGUGGUGAACUUUAAGUACCAGGAUUUAAGACAGAAGAUCCGUCCUGUAGCCAAAGAACUCCAGUUUACCUACAUCCCAGUGGAUGCCGAGAUUGUAUCUAUAGAUGCUUUUCAUAAGUCGCCCCCUAAACAAGGUCUGGUAGUUGGAAUUACCUUCAUCAAGGACUCUGGAGACAAGGCCAGCCCAUUUCUGAACAUUUAUUGUGACUAUGAGCCUGGUUCUGAAUACAACUUAGACUCUAUUGCACAGAGCUGUUUGAAUCUGGAGCUGCAGUUCACUCCAUUCCAGCUGUAUCACACAGAGGUGUACUGUGGAAAUGAGAAAGAGACUGUCUUCCUUUUGAGUGGUCAUGACCAACGCAUUCAUCUUUAUAAGGAGAAUGCCUCUUUACACCAGUUUGAAGAACAGCCUAUAGAGAGCCUUUUCCCUGAACUACAGGACCUACCCAGCAAUGUUCUCAGGCUGCACAUGGUGAAUAUUUCUGGAUCACUGAGGCGUCUUACGGCAUUUGGGUGCCAAAAUGGAUGUGUAGGUGUGGCCCAUGUGGAUCAAAGCAGCUCAGUUGUUUUGCAGAGCUGGCGACUUCAGCAAGAUGGCCCAAUUUCCAAUGUUCUCCUGUUCAGUUUAAGCUGGAAUACAGAGACAAGGAAAACAAAUUCACAAAGAACUGUUGCUGAUGGGAAGAGAUCAGAGGAGAGGUUCAACUUGUUGGUGACCAGUGCUAUUGAAUUAGCUGUGGUAUAUAGAGAUGUACUGACCACAGGACUGAAUGAUCAAGUUGUUCUUCCAGAUAGUGACCAAUAUGAUGCCGUUCUUUGCUCACUUGUUACAGAUGUAGAUUUCGAUGGCACUGAGGAGAUUUUGUUGGGGACGUAUGGUCAGGAGCUCCUUUGUUACAAAUACUCAGCUGAAGCAGAUGGCCUGGAGUAUAUGGAUGGACAUUUUAGGCUGGCAUGGAAUAGAUCAUUCCAGAGUCCUUUGCUGUCACUUGCCUACUUAGAUUUGACAAGUGAUGGACUAUGUGAGCUUGCAGUUUUAUCACUCAAAGGGCUACAUGUUUUGCAGUACAGCCUCACUCAAACAGCAGAAUUUGUGAUACAGCGUCUCCAACAGAAGGUUAAGGAAGCCUCUUCUGAUAUGUUGGACAAAAAGGGAGAGACUGUGGAACAAAAGACAUUUAAUGUACAGUAGUCUGGGAAAAACAGCAGCUACUCACAGAGGAUUGUAAAUGUACUUGGAAACUGAAAUAGAUAAUUAUAACUUUGUUUGAUCUAGAUGAAUACCCCAACAGAUGUCUACAAGAUAAGAGGAGAGAUACAUUAAUGGAUAAUUAUAAUUUGGUGACUGAAGAGGUUGAGUUAACUGUCAUUUGCAUAUACCAAAGCAGGAAAGAAAGCUCAAGAUACAGUACUGCAGUUUAAAUCUCACAUUUUCAGUAACUUUCUGUAUAUAAUAGAAAUCCUGGAAAUGAGACAUCUGUUUGCUUUCCUUGAUUAAUCUCAGCUCUGUGUGCUGGUAAUGUAACUGUGAUUCAGCGGCUUUAUGUAAAGUAGGGAUGAUUUUUGGGUUGCUGCUGCUUAAAGUGAUGAACAGCACUUGGCAGAAGGAAUGUCAUGGGCCCAAAACAAAGGAAGGAGCUCGUAAGAAACUUUACUUAAACUGGCAUAAAAAGUUUACCAAUUCCAAAAGCCUCAUUGUGAAAAUAGGAAUGCCCAACCUGAGAAGAACCUAGGUGUUACUCAACACAAUACCCUGUCAAAAGUGUGUAUGAAAUGACAUAGCUUGAACCUAUGAAGACAAGCCUCAGUUGUUAUGUAUAGAAUGAAAGAGUUGAUAGAAGACAAGCGGAGCAUAUUUUAAACUCAGUAAAGAUUAGAGGGAGGUUCAAGUAAGCUACAUAUCGCAGAAAAAGGAAAAGCCCACUGGAGAAGAAGAAGGAGGAGGAGGAGGUUGGCAGUAUGUGAUGAUUAUAGUGUGUUGCCCUACCCACCACACGACAGACCACCUGAAUUGGGACCGGAGUGCAGUUUGUGACACCUCAGCACCACACUGAAACAGUGUGAGGUUUUUUACAGUGACUAGAGUGCCAAUCCCCCCACCAUGCAGUAAAGGAAAAAGAGUUAAAAAAAGGACUGUGAGUUAUUGGUGCACUGUGCUGUGCAGAAUUGAAAAUGAACGUGUGGUUUUGGACAUUGUGAGUCUGUCUGUGUCGAAGCUGAUCUUUCCACAUAGUCUUUCUUCUGAAAGAGGAGAGUUCAAACAUUUGUCCAAUAUUUGAUGGAAGAAGGAGCAGAGCACUAUCAAAGUGUGAAACAAUAGUAAUUUUAAUAAAUAUAAAAUCAAAACAAGGACAGGAUAGAGGAAGAGUAGACCAGGAAUUGAUGGAAUAUUUAAUCCCAUAGCAACAAACUGGUAACCAGAGAUCACAAUAUUAUGAAUAGGGAUGAAACCUCAAUGCCUUUAUAUCUAAAGGAGGUUGCUGUUGGGAUGGAUGGAAGACAAGCCUGUGGGAAAAGGAGUUUUAGGGGAGAAGGCCAGGUUUUUGCAGGAAUUUUGCACACGGCAGUGGCAAGAGUUUCAAGGUAUAGGGAGAAAUGAAAGCGCAAAGGGGACAGCACUGUUUGGCACCCUUAUAAAUGGGUAGUGCCUGGGAGAUGUUCAAGCUAGCACAUAUGUCUAAAGCCGAUGUUACAUUACAUGACCGAUAGAGAGGAUGUAGUCCUUAAUGAUUGCAGUUGCUGGAUUGUGUCAGUGUACAUGACUAGAAAUUGCUGGGCAUCUCGAAUUAUGUGACUGCACGAUGACAUUUGAGCACACAUUUUUAAAGAAUCGUGUCCUCACCCCUUUUUCUGACAGCCAGUAAUGUAUUGCCUGAUGGAACUGGUUACGGACGAAUGCUGCCAUCUUUUUCUUUUUCCCCUUUUUGAGGUGGGUUUGCAUAUAAUGCAGGGACCACUUACUGCAAAAGCCCUGUCUGUCUGUUCGCAUGAAGCAACUUGGCCCGGCAUUGACAGAUUUGACUGAAAUUUGUUAAGAUAGUUGAAUUUUUGUUGAAACCAUCUGUUAUACAGUAGCUCAUGCUGUACAAAAUUUUGAAUGCUGUAUUUCAAAUUUUCCCAUUUAAGAGUUUUGGCAGACCUACAAACUUAACAGAGAAACAUUCUGUGUGACUUCAACUCCCAAUUAUUUUACAUUAUUUUAUCUCAACGUCGUUUACUCCGGCUUGUAUAUUUUCCACCAGCUGCUCUGAUCCCCAAUUCAACAACAAGCAAAAGGAGUACAUGUGCAAUCAGUACAUACAGCAGUACCCUUCUUCUGCUGCUUUAAGUAAGUUAACCAUAAGUAAAAAAAAAAAAAAA